AGAUGAAGAUAUUAUUUUAUUGUUAGUAAAAUGUUUAAUUCUUUCUCUGUGGCCGGCUGCUAAUUUAAUUACAUUGUAUAUCCCUAGUUGUAUUAAACGAAUAUUGCAUACUAAAAAACAAUGAAUAUAACCACCAGUGUCAACGUGUCGGUGGAAACGACUUGUGAAAAUCAAAUUCAGGAAAUUUCUUACGAUGGCACAGAAAUUUAUCAACCGCCGCCCACAUUGUCUGAGACCUUGGCUCGUUGUGCAGCGCGAAUCGAUUUUAGUAAAACAUCGUUGGACGAUUUGAAGAAGGAAGAUAAAUCUGCGGAAGAUGAGAAAGAUCCGUCUAGAUUUCAACCAAGUCUAUGGCCAUGGGACUCCGUGCGAAACAAGCUAAAUGAUGCCUUAACGGAAGUCUGCGUUCUCUCUGAUGUCAUCUCAAUUGCUAAAGAUAAACGUUACUUAGUCUUGGAUCCUGUUCCCGAAGAUCCAGACGAGACAAAACCUAUUGUGCAAGUUUAUAGCCGUAAAAAAGCUUUGGGGCAAGCAGCGCAAGUACUUUUAAGUGGAGCUGAGCGAUUGCGAAACUCGCACAGUGAACAACGAAGCCGCAAUGUAACAGAUUUCCACAUUGAGCUGCUGCGUUUGCGACAGAAUUGGCGACUAAAAAAAGUUUCAAAUGCAAUUAUUGGCGAUUUAAGUUAUCGUACUGCGGGAUCAAAAUUCGGAAUGAGUGGCACGUUUGAAGUGACAAAGGCCGAAGAUAUAGCAGAUGAUGAUACAGCGCCAGGAAACAGUACGUCAAGUGGAAAUAACGGCUUACCUACCCAAUCACCAAAACCCACUUCAUCCUUGCGGGUGAUUGUGCCUGCGGAGCUGCAAGGUGUUGCAUAUAUAAAGGUUAUCACUCAAAAAGAUCAGGAAGAUCUGUGCACGGCUAAUGUUAACUUAAUGGGGCACGGACCUAAUAUAACACAACAGGCUGGUGUAUGGCAAAAAACAUUAGAAUUUGCGCAAAAUGUACUAUUUUGUAAAGAAUUGUUUAGUCAGCUUGCACGGGAAGCCAUUCAGUUACAAGCACCAAUACCACAUGUUGUUAUUGGGAAUCAGAUACGCGCCACGCUUCUACCUGGAAUUCAGCUCAUCAUUUCCCUGUGCCACUCAACAACUUUCGAUUCCAAUCAACCUGGCCCUAUAAAUGACCAUGACCAUGUGCUUGAACACUCGUUGCAUCAACUUUUACGUGAGGUGCACCAUAAGAAUUCGCAUCAUCCUUUUCCCCAUCCCACUAGUGGACCACUGGGACCAAGCAUAAAACGUAUGCUCGCUGGUCCAAAAGCCGCAGAUCGCCAAAGUUUACUGGAGAUGACGAAGUCGCAAACCAUUCUAGAGCAAAUAAUUGCACAAGCCCAACAUAUAUUUAUGCGCAAACGCACACAAUAUGUAUUAGACACUUUGGCACGCGAUGUCAAGGAUCCACAGAUCGUGUCACAUUGGAAUGCUAUGAACAGUCCCACAAUGUCGUGUGUGAAGAUUAAUAUUGUUACGCAUGGUUAUGACACAAUCAACCGCACGUCGCUGGUAAUACACGUCAAGGAGCGCUCUUUAAAAUGCAUUUGCCGCGAUGGGCGUGUCAUGCAUCUUUCAUACGAGCCCCAAGAGUUGCGCGAUCUUAUCCUUUGCCAAAUCAACUCUCAUCAAAUAUCGUGUCUGCUGAAUUUGGCGCGCUGUAUGGCUUGGACUGUGUUGUCUAACAGCAAUAAUCUAGGCAUUGGGAAAGUUGAACCGCUUGGCAAUGCUAGCUCAUGUUUAUUGGCAUCACCAAAUGGUGAUCGUAUGAUUGCAGUUCAAAUACGUUGUGACCCGCAAAUUGAUGUCAAAGUUUAUAUUGCGCGCAGUCCACGCCCAGAUUUCAUACCUAAUCCACUGGUGCCAGAAAAGUUCUGGGAGAAUUUGGGAGGCCAUUUCAAAGAAGUCCGCUUUGAUAAAAUCGAAGGAAAAAGUUUUCUCAAUAAAAUGGAGUUUUUGAUGGCGGCUCUAACUAGUAAUUCAAUAUAAGAAACCACGCUCAUUGUGUAUUAUAUAUUAAAUGCUUAAUUUAAGAUUGAACAAAAAAUUAAAUGAACAGAGAAACAAUUGAA
Molecule: messenger RNA, 2126 nt
Organism: Anastrepha obliqua
Lineage: Eukaryota; Metazoa; Arthropoda; Insecta; Diptera; Tephritidae
Gene: MED17
Product: mediator of RNA polymerase II transcription subunit 17
Exons: 5
Coding region: 121-2043 (640 amino acids)
Biological process (GO): regulation of transcription by RNA polymerase II
Cellular component (GO): core mediator complex; mediator complex
Molecular function (GO): transcription coregulator activity
Source: RefSeq, a predicted model, not a curated record